Molecule: messenger RNA, 549 nt
Organism: Tribolium madens (black flour beetle)
Lineage: Eukaryota; Metazoa; Arthropoda; Insecta; Coleoptera; Tenebrionidae
Exons: 2
Coding region: 127-474 (115 amino acids)
Source: RefSeq, a predicted model, not a curated record
GUCCCAUGCAACAAUACUUGACCCAUAAGGGUGUGACAAGGUUAUUGAUCACUAUAAAACCAAUUAGAACUUGCAAUUGCAAAUGCAUUACUUUAGUUGCAAUCACUAGUGUUACUUCUUAUCGCAAUGAAAACCCUCUGCGUAGUCGUCUUCGUAGGCAUCGUUGCCGCAGCUCAUGCUAGCGUGAUCGGCCUGGGGCUAGGACAUGGAGGUGUUGACAGUGCGGCCAUCCUGACAGGUCCUUCGGGAACCGUUUCCAGAACCGGACAUGGCAUUAUCGCCGGGCCUGCUUUAGGCGUAGGCCACGUCGGUGUAGUCGCCGCCGCUCCUUUGCUCGUCUCCCACCACGCUGCCCAAUUGGGACUGGAAUUAUCAGUUCCUGCAGGAUCUGGACUUGAAGGACAAUGGAUUCCAGAUGUCAACGAAAAAUUGCACGACGAUGGGUCCUACAAACCCCACGUUUAUGGGUGGUAGGGUGUAAAUCACCAGUACCUUUCAUUGUGUAUUUUGUGCUAUAAAAAAUUUCGAAAUAAAUAUUUUAUUUUUGUA